Molecule: messenger RNA, 1640 nt
Organism: Drosophila novamexicana
Lineage: Eukaryota; Metazoa; Arthropoda; Insecta; Diptera; Drosophilidae
Gene: Adgf-D
Product: adenosine deaminase 2
Exons: 6
Coding region: 68-1573 (501 amino acids)
Biological process (GO): adenosine catabolic process; inosine biosynthetic process
Molecular function (GO): adenosine deaminase activity
Source: RefSeq, a predicted model, not a curated record
AAGGUCGAGCAAAUAUAUAGAACUAUUCAAAUUAACGUCUAUAUAUUCAAAGUCGAGCAAUUGCGCGAUGCUGCUGGAGCUGCUGUGCCUGUGCCUGUCGCUGCUGGGCCAGCUGCGCGGCGCAGAUCUGCCCUAUGAGACGCUGCGCGAGCGUAUUAUGAAGGCGGAGCAAAUGGCCUCGCUGGGCGGCAACCUGUGGCUCACGGCGGACGAGGAGAAGGCCAACAGCAUUUUGAUGAACGCCAAGCGCGCGGAGAUUGCCGAGGGCAUCAAGCAUCCGGAGAAGUAUGCGCCGGCCAUGCACUUCUUUCAGGGCAAGCAAUUUGUGCGCCAGAGCGAGGUGUUCCGCAUCAUACAGAAGAUGCCGAAGGGCGCCUUUCUACACGGCCACAACACGGCGAUGGUCAGCUCCAAGUGGAUCGUCGCCAAUCUGACCAACACGAACAAUCUAUACACCUGCCGGGACAUCAACGGGCUGCUGAUCUUCACCUACGAUACGGCCAGCUCGAAGUGCCACAGCGAGGAGCAGAAUGUGUGCACGGAGCGCAUCAAUGCCGAGGAUCGGCAUCAAUACGAACGACAGCUGGAGAGGCACAUCAAUAUGCACAGCACCCGGCCGGAGUCUCUGUUGCCGAACCGAAAGAAGAUCUGGGAUCGUUUCGAGAAUAUUUUCACCACGGUCGAUCGUCUCUAUAAAUAUCAGCCCACAUAUUGCGCCUAUCACAAGCGUCUGCUGGAGGAGCUCUGCGAGGACAACAUCAUGUAUGCCGAGCUCCGAUUCUCGCUCUCGCCCCUCUAUGAUGACAACAAUCGCACCUAUAGCUCGCUGGAUGUGGCCAAUCAGCUGGAGCGCAUCGUCGAGGAGUUCAAGGCCAAGCAUCCGGACUUUGUCGGUCUCAAGGUCAUCUAUGCGAAACGCAAUCGCGCCACGGAGGAGAAAAUGGCCGAGAAUAUACGCACCUUCAAGCAGUUGCACUCCGCCAAGCCCAACUUUAUCAUUGGCUUCGACAUGAUUGGACAGGAGGACACGGGCGACAUGUUGAGCAAAUAUGUGAAUGAAUUCUCCGAUUUGCCCAGCACCGCCAACUAUUUCUUCCAUGCGGGCGAGACAAAUUGGUAUGGACGCACCGACUGGAACAUGAUGGACGCCAUUUUGCUGAACACAAAGCGCAUUGGACACGGCUUUGCGCUGCCGAAGCAUCCGCAGCUGUGGUCGACGAUCAAGAAGCGCAACAUCGCCAUCGAGGUGAAUCCGUUGUCCAACCAAGUGUUGGGCUUCAUCUGGGAUCUGCGCAAUCAUCCGGCCAGUUUUCUGAUAGCCGAGAACUUUCCGAUUGUCAUCUCCGCCGAUGAUCCAGGCGUGUGGGGUGCCAAAGGCCUAAGCUAUGAUUUCUACUAUGCCUUCAUGGCCAUGGCGCCGGCCGAGGCGGAUUUGCGAUUUCUCAAGCAGCUGGCGCUGAACUCCAUCAAAUACUCGGUGCUCACCUCUCUGGAGAGGCGCAAGUUCAAUCGCGUGUUCCAGAGGAAGUGGCAAGAGUUUAUUGCAAACAUCUUAAAUCCCAAGUUCAAAUAGUAGCUAAAUUUAGAAUAAGGCUAAGUGCUAAAGUGAAUAGAAAGGGCGACUAACUAGCGGAUAAUUA